Paramecium octaurelia is the source of this 198-nucleotide messenger RNA. The record is from the annotation of a GenBank genome assembly. Lineage: Eukaryota; Ciliophora; Oligohymenophorea; Peniculida; Parameciidae.
AUGUCUACAAUUAAGGUAAAAUCAUUUAUUUAUCCUUAGAAUUGUAAAAUCAUUUAUGUAUUUGAUAAGGGUUAAAUUAUUGAACAAGGCAAUUAUGGCCAUUUAGUUAGCUUAAAAGGCCACUUUUACAAAUUAGAACAAGGUCUUUUAAAUCAGAAUCAGGAAGAGCCCAUCACUUCCCAUCAGGUUUUAAAUUGA